Messenger RNA from Balaenoptera acutorostrata (minke whale), 204 nucleotides. RefSeq names its product beta-defensin 15-like. Gene Ontology annotation, cellular component: extracellular region. The record is from RefSeq and is a predicted model, not a curated record. The coding region runs from base 1 to 204 and encodes 67 amino acids. Gene Ontology annotation, biological process: innate immune response. The transcript is spliced from 2 exons. Lineage: Eukaryota; Metazoa; Chordata; Mammalia; Artiodactyla; Balaenopteridae.
AUGAGGACGCCCCUCUUUCUCUUUGCCGUCUUCUUCUUUCUGGCCCCAGCCAGGAGUGGAUUUCUCGAGGAGAAAUGCUACAAGCUUAAAGGGAGAUGCGUGGAGUCCUGUCAGAUAAAUGAGGAACUUGUGGGUCUCUGCCGGAAGUCUCUGAAAUGCUGUGUGACACUCCAGGCAUGUUGGAAAAGUAAGGAAAAUGCUUAA